ACAACGUCAAGUACUUUAGUACUUAAAGAAUUAAACUGAUAAUAAUAUCUAUCUUGUCUAAUAAUUUCUUAAAAAACAAAACUCUUUCAAAAAGAGUUUAGGUCUAAUCAGUGAGUUCAGAGUGUUAUCAACUAAGUAAUUGUCAAUUUAGUAAUAAAAAGAGCCUAUUAGUCAAUAAUAACCGACUAUCACAGUCAAACAAUAGUUGCGACAAACAUCUGCACGAAAAAUAUCAAUUUCAGGAGUUAAAAUGUUAAAAACCAAAUUAAUGAACUUUGUCAAUACUUCGCAAAAGAUUUUGAUGUCUACAAGAAGUGAAAAUGUAAUAAAUCAGAAAAAAUUGGAACAUUACAAAAAUUUAAACGCCUUGGAAAAUAGUGAUGUAAUGCCUGAAGGGUGGGAAAAAGCCAAACCUUUCGAUAGUCUCCCUGGGCCUAAACCACUACCAUUUGUUGGGAAUAUAUGGCGAUUUCUGGUGCCGAAAAUCGGUGAUUUUUACGGAAUCGAUUUUCUGGACUUACACCAAAUUUUUUAUGAACGGUAUGGAGAUAUUUCAAUUCUUAAAGGCAUGAUUAACAACCCGAUUGUAAUGAUAUUUAACCCAAAAGACUAUGAAACGUUGUUUAGAAAUGAAGGUAUUUGGCCGAUCAGGAGGGGCCUUGCGUCUUUCCACGAGUAUCGCAAAUCAAAAAACGAUAUAUUUCUAAAUUCAGGCUUACUUCUUGAAGAAGGAGAAAACUGGUUCAAGAUAAGAUCAGUAGUUAAUCAGAUUUUGAUGCAACCGAAAAUUAUUUCCCAGUACACAGACAAAAUGAAUUUAGUCGCUGACGAACUUGUUAAUAAUAUUGCAAAUUUGGUGGAACAGAGCGAAAAUGGGGAAAUGCCGGAAAAUUUCCACAAUGAACUGUACAAAUGGUCUUUGGAGUCAGUCGGACUUGUAACCUUAGACACGCAUUUAGGGUGUUUAAAGAAUGACUUAGAUGAAAAUUCAGAACCGCAGAAACUAAUAAGGAGUACUUUGGAAAUGUUUAAAUUGAUGCACAAACUCGAUGUCUUGCCUUCAUUUCAUAAUUAUAUAAGUACGCCGUCUUGGAGAAAAUUUGUCCAAGUGAUGGAUUUUAUCGCCGAGACAAAUGUGAAAUAUGUAAAUCAAGUUUUAGAUAAAUUAGAAAAAGGUGAAUCAACAAAUACCGAAAUACCGAGUGUUUUAGAAAAAUUGCUAAAAAUUGACCGAAAUAUCGCCGUGACUAUGUCUGUAGAUAUGAUGAUAGCGGGAAUAGACACCACAGGAAGAAUUUUAGGAGCUGCUAUGUAUUUCUUGGGCAAAAAUCGCUCAGCACAGGAAAAACUACGAUCCGAAUCUAUUUCUCUUCUCAAAACUAAAGAUCAACCAGUAACCAACGAGGUUUUAAAAAAGGCCCCUUAUCUUAAAGCUGUAAUUAAGGAAACUAUGCGUUUAGCACCUAUUGGAAUUGGAAAUUUGCGAACGACUGUUAAAAAUUUAGUCUUGGGAGGAUACCAAAUUCCAAAAGGGACAGAUGUGGUAACAAGCAAUUUAUUUUUGUGUAGAAACGAUGAAUAUUUUUCAAGAGCUAAAGAGUUUAUACCCGAGCGAUGGCUUUCGACAACUUUCGGGGAGUUGUCGAAGAAAAAUACAAAUCCUUUUAUUUUUGCCCCAUUUGGUUACGGGCCAAGGAGUUGCGUUGGAAAGAGAAUGGCAAAUUUGGAGAUAGAAGUGGCGCUUUUUAAAAUUAUAAGAAACUUCGAGUUAAAUUGGCCACAUCAAGACAUGGUUUUUAAAACCAAACUAUUGUAUGGGAUGACGGACCCUUUGAAAAUUCAGGUCAAGUCUGCAUAAGAAAUUACAAAUUUGAAAAAAAGGCGCAAAAAACUAACUAAUGAAUGUGCUUCAAUUAAUUUAUAUUUUUAUUAAAUUUAUCAAUAGCCAUCUGCAUUGACCAUAUACUCAGGGGUCGCAUAUAACCGAUCGCUCUAUAAUACUUGACAGGGUAUAAGGCUUCUGGGGUAUCGAAAGAGAGUCCAAAUCGUUCACUCAUCGACUUAUACAUUCCCCCAGCCGUAUUGAAAGCCUCAGUUUUCAUUCCCUGUAACAAAACCAAUUAAAAACUUUUCUUUGAAAAAAAUAUUCGUACUUCUUGAAGCAUGCUGGCAGCUAAGGCAUACGUAACCCCCGUCCACACC
Molecule: messenger RNA, 2202 nt
Organism: Tribolium madens (black flour beetle)
Lineage: Eukaryota; Metazoa; Arthropoda; Insecta; Coleoptera; Tenebrionidae
Product: probable cytochrome P450 12c1, mitochondrial
Exons: 11
Coding region: 251-1858 (535 amino acids)
Molecular function (GO): heme binding; iron ion binding; monooxygenase activity
Source: RefSeq, a predicted model, not a curated record